AUGUUAGGAAGGCAAGCAGGAACUUCAGCCUUAGUUUCUACUGCUGGGGAAAAUGCUGUGAUACAGGCAAGUGGCAAACUUGCCAGAAGUUCUAAACAACAAAGCAGGGAAUGCGAGUUGGCGGCUGCUUUUUACAAAGAAGGGAAGCGAGGCAGUUUACGGAAGUUAAUGAAGAUUGUAACGAAACAAAAAGAGACAAGUGAAGCCACCAGUCGAUCUGCUGCUUUUGCUGCUGCGUUGGCGCUGAAAUUGGAUAAACUGCCGGAAGCUCACGAAAUGAUGUCGUAUGUUACGAUGACACCUGCAGUAAUUCGGCGAAGUCUGCUUGUCACAAUUUUAGCAACAGAGGACCGACUUGACGAAGCUCUUGAUGAAAUGGAGAAGUGCCUCCAAGAAGAAGAUGUUGUCUUUCAUUCUGAGAACAGCUGCAUUAGCGACGAAGCACUGGAUAAACUUUGCUAUGCCAUCAAGAAGCGUGACGAUACUCAAAAACAGAUGCAACGAUUUCGUGCAUUGCAACGAGUCAUUACGACGUACAAACGGCGGAGUACCAAGACGAUCGACAAUUUGCUCCAUACUCCACUACACAUUGCGCCAAUUGAGGAAGCAUCUCCAGAACCGCCGAAAGUUCCUCUUACCGACAAGGUCAUCGCCCAGGUUCCUCAUUUCCUCGCUGGUGACGAAGAACAGUGA
This is a messenger RNA of Haemonchus placei, 693 nucleotides long. The record is from the annotation of a GenBank genome assembly. Lineage: Eukaryota; Metazoa; Nematoda; Chromadorea; Rhabditida; Trichostrongylidae.